AUGCUAGUGCCUAUGCCCCAGCAUGCUCAUUCGCUCUUUCACGAGCUCUCUCACGCGCUCUUUCACGCGCUCUCUCACGCACUCUCUCACGCGCUCUCUUACGCGCUCUUUCACGCGCUCUAUCACGCACUCUCUCACGCGCUCUCUCGCGCGCUCUCUCACGCGCUCUCUCGCAUGCACUCUCAGGCACACUCUCACGCGCUCUCUCUCGCGCACUCUCACGCGCAUUCUCUCUCUCACGUGCUUUUCCACUCGCUCACUCACGCGCUCUCGCACGCGCUCUCUCAUGCACACUCUCACGCGCACUCUCACGCUCUCACACGCGCUCCCUCACGCGCUCUCUCACGCGCUCUCUCACGCGCACCCUCACGCGCACCCUUAUGCGCUCUCUCACGCGCUCUCUCAUCUCUCUCACGCUCUCACACGCGCUCUCUCACAUGCUCUCUCAUACGCAACCUCACGCGCUCUCUCACGCGCUCUCUCAUGCGCUCUCUCACGCGCUCUCUCACGGGCACCCUCAUGCGCUCUCUCACGCUCUCUCUCACGCGCUCUCUCACGCACUCUCUCACGCGCUCUCUCACGCUCUCACACGCGCUCUCUCACAUGCUCUCUCAUAAGCAACCUCACGCCUCUCUCACGCUCUCUCUCACACGCUCUCUCACAUGCUCUCUCACACACUCUCUAAUGCGCACCCUCACGCACUCUCAUGCGCUCUCUCUCAUGCACACCCUAACGCGCUCUCUCAUGCGCUCUCUCACGCGCUCUCUCACGCCCUCUCUCACGCGUUCUCUCGCGCGCUCCCUCGCACCCUCUCCCGCGCUCUCUCACACGCUCUCUAAUGCGCACCCUCACGCGCUCUCAUCCGCUCUCUCAUGCGCACCCUCACGCGCACCCUCACGCGCUCUCUCACGCGCACACUCACGCGCUCUCUCACGCGCUCUCUCACACGCACUCUCAGGCACACCCUCACGCGCAUCGCGCACUCUCACGCGCAUUCUCUCUCUCUCACGCACUCACUCACGCGCUCUCUCACGCGCUCUCUCACGCGCUCUCUCACGCACACUCUUACGCGCACUCUCACGCUCUAACAUGCGCUCUCUCAUGCAUUCUCUCACGCGCUUCUCUCACACGCUCACUCACGCGCACCUCACGUACACCCUCACGCGCUCUCUCACGAGCUCUCUCACGCUCUCUCACAUGCUCUCUCAUACGCAACCUCACGCACUUUCUCAUGCGCUCUCUCACGCGCUCUCUCACGGGCACCCUCACACGCUCUCUCACGCGCACUCUCACGCGCUCUCUCACGCACCUCUCACGCGCUCUCUCACGCUCUCACACGCGCUCUCUCACCUCUCUCACGCUCUCACACGCACUCUCUCACAUGCUCUCUCAUACGCAACCUCACGCCUCUCUCAUGCGCUCUCUCACGCGCUCUCUCGCACGCUCUCUAAUGUGCACCCUCGCGCGCUCUCAUGCGCUCUCUCAUGCGCACUCCAACGCGCUCUCUCAUGCUCUCUCUCACGCGUUCUCUCGCGCGCUCCCUCACGCCCUCUCCUGCGCUCUCUCACACGCUCUCUAAUGCGCACCCUCACGCGCUCUCAUGCGCUCUCUCAUGCGCACCCUCACGCGCUCCCUCACGCGCUCUCUCACGCGCUCUCUCACGCGCUCUCUCACGCCCUCUCUCACGCGUUCUCUCGCACGCUCUCUCGCGCGCUCUCUCGCACGCUCUCUCGCGCGCUCUCUCCUGCGCUCUCUCCUUCGCUCUCUCCUGCGCGUUCGCUCCCGUGCACACGCUCUCCCUCGCGCUUGGUCUCUCCCCUUCGUCAGAUGAAAGUGCAAUGCAAGAGGAGACCAAUUGACACAGGGCAAGAAACAGGGGAAAUUCAGAGGGGGAAGGAGGAUGAAAGGACCGGGAACGCACCUGAUAACCACGGUGCCUCAGAAAACAACCCGCGCUGGCGCACCUACCCGCGCUCCGCGCACCAACCCGCGCUUGCGCUCGUGCACCCGUCGCCGGAGGCGAUGGCGGGGAGGGAAGGAGAGGCGACGGCGGGGAGGGAAGGAGAGGCGACGGCGGGGAGGGAAGGAGAGGCGACGGCGGGGAGGGAAGGAGAGGCGACGGCGGGGAGGGAAGGAGAGGCGACGACAGGGAGGGAAGGAGAGGCGACGGGAAGGAGAGGCGACGGCAGGGAGAGAAGGAGAGGCGACGGCGGGGAGGAGGGAGAGGCGACGGCGGAGAGGAGGGAGAGGCGACGGCGGAGAGGAGGGAGAGGGGACGGCGGAGAGGAGGGAGAGGCGACGGCGGAGAGGAGGGAGAGGCGAUGGCGGGGAGGAGGGAGGGGCGACGGCGGGAGGAGGGAGAGGCGGCGGCGGGAGGAGGGAGAGGCGGCGGCGGGAGGAGGGAGAGGCGGCGGCGGGAUGGGAGGGAGCAGCGACGGCGGCUGGAAAGGAGGGAGGGGCGGUGGCGGGAUGGGAGGGAGCGGCUACGGCGGCUAG
This is a messenger RNA of Closterium sp. NIES-65, 2496 nucleotides long. The record is from the annotation of a GenBank genome assembly. Lineage: Eukaryota; Viridiplantae; Streptophyta; Zygnematophyceae; Desmidiales; Closteriaceae.